CACUGACGUACUGUAAAAAAGCCGUAACUAUAGAAACGAUAACGUAUUAGAACAAGCGCAUUCAAGAAUCAAGAAUUUCUGACCAAUCAGAAUCAAGACAUUUCGACCAUCAAUCUCUGGGUGACUUCACACCUUUGAUUUCUAACCGCAGGUGUUACGAGCGCUAAGCGAAACCCAACUCGCAGUUCAUCGUCACACCUUCGCUUCUAAUCACGCCCCGCGUUUGCGUCGCUCGAUAUUGUUUUUGUUUAAAAUUUUUUUUUUUUUUUGUGCGCGUGUGUGCCGAAAUCACUUCCUGUCAGCUAGCACCUCAAGCCACAUCCUUUCAUGCGUCUCGAAGCGUUAGCAUAUUUCCUGGGUCUCGUCUCGAGCCAGCUGCAGCCAUGGUGAGCUACUGCCCCAUCUGCGGGAAACCCGUCUACUUCGGUGAGAAAAAGAGGUCGCUAGGCCGGGAUUAUCACCCCCUGUGUCUGAAGUGCGACAAGUGUAAACGGCAGCUAACGGCUGGCCAACAUGCAGAGCAUGAUGAAAAGCCCUACUGCACGAACUGCUACUUGAGAGAUUUUGGGCCUAGAGGUACCAGAGCACUUGUGCCUCGUAACUGUAGCACCGCUACCUCCUAAGAGCACCCUCAACUCCAGCCAUGUUCCCAACUGCAGCAGCCAUGUUUAUAUCUGCUAGAUCUCCGACUCCAACUGCUAGAGCUCCAUCUCCAUCUAGUAGUUCUCCAACUCCACUUGGUAGAUCUCCAUCUCCAACCGUUACGUUCCCAUCCUCAUCUGCUGCCUCUUCAACUCUUAGUGAUCAGUCUCCACCUGCACGAUAUCCACCUCCCUUGGCUACACCUAAAACGGUCUCCAUCUCCAACUGCUGGAUCUGCUUCAUCUGCUAGAGCUCCAUCUCCAACUAGUUUGAUCUCAAUCCACGUCCGCUAGACCUCAAACUGCUCGAUCGGCAACGACCGGAUCUCGAUCUCCCGUUGUUAGGGCCCCUAGAUCUGCUCGAGCUCCAUGUCCAAUGACUUCACCUACUUCAAAUGUUAGAGCUUUGACCGAUAGAUCCUCAUUGCCAGCUCUUAUCCUCAAUCCUAUCUCUACUGGCUAGCGCUCCAGCUCCAAAUUUUACAAUUCCAGUGACGACUGAAAAAAUCUAAUCUCAAUUAACGAUUAGAUUUCCAUGUCCGACCAACAAACCCACAUCUACCAGACCUACCUCUCGAACACCGCCAACUCCUGGAUCGCCGAACGGAUCUUCUAGACCUACAUCUUUUCCUUCAACAUACCCAGAGCUCUAUCUGCUACAGCUUCAAUUCCACUGGAUCCACAAGUUCUGCACCUACAGAUCUCCAUCUUCAACCACUAGCUCUACGUUUUCAUCUCUCUCUGUCGUUCUUCUUUGCCCCGCUUCCUCCGAACACCAACUCUGGUAGAAAGAAGGUGGGGCCCAUGAUGAACGCCAGGCAACCAGCCUCCUUCUACCCCAAAACCCCUGACUCAUUCGUCCUCCGACCCCCACCCCAAAACAUCAUUUUGUAAACUCUCGCUCCUGCGAUGUUGGACGGUGUUCAAAUGCGGUCACAAGAGAAUACAUGCAACAUUAAACAAAACCGCUUUAAGAGCGUCCGUGCAGCAAAUCCACUUUUUUGGCUCCAGAAGUUCAGUCAGAUGGUUUUAGUUUGGCCCACGGAACCUCAGCGCACAAUUCGUUAAUCGAUUAUUUCAAAACACACUGUGACCUUUCUGUGUGUGUGUGUGUGUGUGUGUGUGUGUGUGUGUGUGUGUGUGUGGUUUUAUUUUGUUUUUCCAUUAUUAAACAUAAUUAUUUCUAAAAGUGAGUGAA
This is a messenger RNA of Ictalurus punctatus (channel catfish), 1839 nucleotides long. RefSeq names its product LIM_TLP_like domain-containing protein. The transcript is spliced from 4 exons. Lineage: Eukaryota; Metazoa; Chordata; Actinopteri; Siluriformes; Ictaluridae. Gene Ontology annotation, molecular function: zinc ion binding. The record is from RefSeq and is a predicted model, not a curated record. Bases 384 to 623 code for a protein of 79 amino acids. Gene Ontology annotation, biological process: intrinsic apoptotic signaling pathway in response to DNA damage; regulation of gene expression.